AACCAAACCGCCUCUGCCAUGGCAACAAGCGGAGCUAACGACCUGUUCUUGUCGCUAUUAUUAAUUAGCCUGGUUUCGGCGGGCGACGUCAAGUUAAAGUACAAAGCCGCCACCAAGCCUGUGAGGUUAUUCACCGAGGAGGAGCUGAAGAGGUACGACGGAAGCCAGGAGGGAGAGUCCAUCUACAUGGCGGUCAAAGGGGUGGUGUUCGAUGUUACCAAGGGAAAAGAGUUUUAUGGCAAAAACGCGGCAUACAACGCCUUGGCUGGCAAGGACUCCACCCGAGCCGUAGCGAAGAUGUCCCUCGACCCCGAAGACCUGACGUCAGAUACCGUUAAUGUCCGCAUCACCACCAUGGACGCCGAGCUGGAGUUUUCCUUCCAUCCCAACACCACGGGGAAGCAGCUCUAUGACCAGGUGGCCAGGACCAUCGGCCUGCGCGAGACUUGGUACUUUGGGCUCCAGUUUGUGGACGGCAAAGGUUUCCUCAUGUGGCUCAACUCUGAUAAGAAGGUCAUGUCCCAAGACGUGAAGAAGGAGACCCCCCUGCAGUUCAAGCUGAGGGCCAAGUACUACCCGGAGGACGUGUCCGAGGAGCUGAUCCAGGACGUGACCCGGAGGCUCUUCUACCUGCAGGUGAAGGAGGACGUCCUGGGGGAGGAGGUCUACUGCCCGCCCGAGUCCGCCGUCCUGCUGGCGUCCUACGCCAUCCAGGCCAAAUACGGCGAAUACAAGAAGUCGGUGCACCACAACGGUUACAUGUCCUCGGAGCGCCUGCUGUCCCGCAGAGUCCUGGAGCAACACAGUCUGUCCAAGGAGCAGUGGGAGGACAAGAUCCAGGUCUGGCACGAGGAGCACGGAUGCAUGUUGAAGGAGGAGGCCAUGAUCGAGUACCUGAAGAUCGCCCAGGACUUGGAGAUGUAUGGCAUCAACUACUUUGAGAUCAAGAACAAGAAGAACACCGACCUGUGGUUGGGCGUGGACGCUCUGGGCCUCAACAUCUACGAGAAGGAGGACAGGAUGACCCCUAAGAUCGGAUUCCCCUGGAGUGAAAUCAGGAACAUUUCUUUCAACGAUAAGAAGUUCAUCAUCAAGCCCAUUGACAAGAAGUCCCCUGACUUCAUCUUCUACGCGCCGCGCCUGCGCAUCAACAAGCGCAUCCUGCAGCUGUGCAUGGGCAACCACGAGCUGUACAUGCGGCGCCGCAAGACCGACACCAUCGAGGUGCAGCAGAUGAAGGCUCAGGCCAAGGAGGAGAGGCUGCAGAAGAAGAUGGAGAGGGACCAGCUGGAGGGCGAGAAGAAGAGGAGGGAGGCCAUUGAGAAGGAGAAGGAGCAGAUGGAGCGGGAGAAGCAGGACCUGAUGAUGAAGCUCCACCAGUACGAGGAGACCACCAAGAGGGCCGAGAGGGAGCUCCAGGAGCAGCUGGACAGGGCUGUGAGGUUGGAGGAGGAGCGGAGGAAGGUGGAGCAGGAGGCAGCCCGGCUGGAGACGGAGAGGAUGGAGGCCAUCAUCGCCAAGGAGGAGCUGGCCAGGCAGGCCGAGGACCAGAUGAAAAGCCAGGAGCAGCUGGCUACGGAGCUGGCCGAGUACAGCGCCAAGAUCUUGCUGCUGGAGGAGGCCAAGCGGGUGAAAGAGGAGGAGGCGGACACGUGGCACGUCAAGGCUAAAGAGGUGGAGGAGAACCUGAUGAAGACGCAGGAGGAGCUGCGCAACGUGAUGACCAGCUCCAGCCCCGCCGCCGCCGCCCCGCCGGCUUCCUCCUCCUCCUCCUCCUCGGACAGCGAAAGCGACCACGAGCACAGCGAGGAGAACAGCACCUACAGCGCCGAGCUCCACACGCAGGGCAUCCACGACCACCGCCAGGAGGAGGAGAGGCUCACCGAGGCCGAGAAGAACGAGCGCCUGCAGGCCAAACUCAGGGCCUUGAGCUCAGAGCUGGAAGAGUCCCGGGACCAGAGCAAGAAGACACAGAACGACCUGCAGCACGCCGACAACGUGCGAGUCGGCCGCGACAAGUACAAGACCCUGCGCCAGAUCCGCCAGGGUAACACCAAGCAGAGGAUCGACGAGUUCGAGGCCUUGUAGGAAGGAGGCGGCCAGGCGUCACAAUACGAAUACCUCAUGAGGGGGAGGGCCUUGGUGAGAUCCACUUAUAAGCACUCAAAUGUCUUCACUCUUUUCAAACUAACAAUGUACUGUACAAAUGAUAUUGUCUUUAUGUAGUCUGGAGCAGCUGUUUAAUCCAAGAAAACUAAUUAUAUUUUAUUUUUCUUAUGAGCAAAUCUUUGUUUCUGAUCAGCCUCUCACUUAAUAAAAAGCUUAUCA
Messenger RNA from Entelurus aequoreus (snake pipefish), 2328 nucleotides. RefSeq names its product ezrin-like. Gene Ontology annotation, cellular component: microvillus; adherens junction; filopodium. Gene Ontology annotation, biological process: regulation of organelle assembly; positive regulation of early endosome to late endosome transport; regulation of cell shape. NCBI's taxonomy places the organism in Eukaryota, Metazoa, Chordata, Actinopteri, Syngnathiformes, Syngnathidae. Gene Ontology annotation, molecular function: cell adhesion molecule binding; actin binding. The transcript is spliced from 14 exons. The record is from RefSeq and is a predicted model, not a curated record. Bases 19 to 2088 code for a protein of 689 amino acids.